GAACCGAGAAGGCCGUGCCGACGUAACCUGAACGAACCGCGAGUGAAGUGUUUAUUGUGAAACAGAAAUAAAAAAUAGUGCUCUCAACAUGGGAUGUGGAACGAGUUUUGUGAAAUAUGUGCUAUUCUUCUUCAACCUGGUCGUCGCGCUCCUCGGCCUGCUGCUAGUGGGGAUUGGAGUAGCGUUCCUGAUGAACUGGACCAUGGUCAAAGACUUACUGAAGACCCAUCUUGCUGUCGGUCCGUGGAUCUUCAUAGUCGUCGGGGCUGUAAUGUUCGUGAUCGCGUUCUUGGGAUGCUGUGGAGCGAUACGCGAGAGUCACUGCAUGGUCGUCACGUACGCAAUCUUCUUGCUGGUGAUCAUCAUUGUGCAAGUGGUGAUUAGCGUCCUCCUCUUCACCUACGGCGAGAGCAUCAAGGAGAGCAUUAUGGAUGGCGUCGGCGUGUUAUUCAAAAAGAGAUCUGACGCUAACGCAGACGAGGCCGCCGAGGCUGUCUUCUCUGAAUUGCAACGACAGUUCGAAUGCUGCGGUAACACUGGCGCUAUCAACUACGGCCAGUUCACGUUGCCCGAGUCCUGUUGCGUCAAGAAGAGCAUCCUCUCUACCUUCGCCGGCAACAACUGCACGGUCGACGCCGCGAAUCCCGGCUGCGGUCCCAAGAUCGGCGAGCUCUACCAGAAAUGGAACAAGCCUAUAGCCGGCGUUGCUCUCGGUGUUGCUUGUGUUGAGGUGGUAGGAGCCCUGUUCGCGCUGUGCCUCGCCAAUUCCAUAAGAAACAUGGACAGAAGGUCACGCUACUAAUAUUUUGUACAUUAUAAACUGGUACGCCUAAAAUGAAGACAUCACGAGAUGAACAUUCGAAUAAAAAAAAAAAAAAAAA
This is a messenger RNA of Bombyx mori (domestic silkworm), 881 nucleotides long. Its product is annotated as tetraspanin E. Lineage: Eukaryota; Metazoa; Arthropoda; Insecta; Lepidoptera; Bombycidae. The record is from RefSeq and is marked provisional. Gene Ontology annotation, cellular component: plasma membrane.